Messenger RNA from Epinephelus moara (kelp grouper), 1842 nucleotides. It is a transcript of the gene armh1, whose product is annotated as armadillo like helical domain containing 1. The transcript is spliced from 11 exons. The record is from RefSeq and is a predicted model, not a curated record. Bases 490 to 1752 code for a protein of 420 amino acids. NCBI's taxonomy places the organism in Eukaryota, Metazoa, Chordata, Actinopteri, Perciformes, Serranidae.
AAUGAUUGGAGACAUCAACAUUUUCUCCAACUUAACAGAGAUAAGAUCUACAUAACUUAAUUGUCUUUGGACUCUUUUUACACUUUUUUAUUUUUAUUUAUUAAGUUUUUUUGUAACAUGAGGGACAUUUCUUUAAGUAAACUAUAUAAGUUACACAGACUUUAAAAGUAGGCCACUUUUUUUAAAAAAUAGGAUCGAUAUCCUGAUCGAUGCUUUGGCCACACACUCAGGGAGCUGUGACGGCGUUGCUAAGCAACCGUUAGCUAACUGCUGCUAUAAACAGAGUAAGCUAGCUAAAGGGAGAAGAUAAGCAAAUCACGCUAUCGAGAAAUUACUUGUUUUGGACAACAAAAAAAUUAGUUAUUAGGUUGUUUUGACUUUUUAACUAACAAUAGCUAAAUCAGCUACAGCCUGGACUCUACAUUACAGUGGUUCUUGGAGAGAGAAGAAUAAAAAACAGCGUUUUAACUUGAGUUCACCACCGUGAAAAUGAAGACAGGCUCGAUGUCAACACAGGAAGAACAAGCUAAUAUUGGCAAAGUACUGAGUUUUCUCCGCGAGUGGGACCGAGGUGACAGGACAGUCCGCAGCCGCAUGUUGAACACCUUCCUGACUCAACACAAAGGGAAGACAUGUCAUGAGCUGGAGCUGGAGUUUGCUCAGGUUGCCAGUCUGUUCCUGGCUCGACUCACCACCUGGAUGAGACUCACAUACAUGUUUGGGACAUUCUUGGGACUGCAGCUUAAAGCCAUUGGGAUUUUCCUGUCUGCAUCAAGCCAUGAUCAGUACCUGAUGGAGUUCCUGGAGGAUGGAGGUGCUCUCACCCUGCUGGACAUCUUGAGCCAAUCUCAGAGCAAAGAGGAAGAAAAGGCAGAGGCCCUCUGUCUUCUGCUCGCCAUCUCAAAUGCUGGUCGCAAGUACAAAGAGAUCAUCUGUGAAAGCCAUGGUGUGAAAGCCGCAGCAGAGUGCCUGGCUAAGUCAAACGCAGAUGAAACCCAAGAGACAGCAUGUGCCCUCCUGGAGUCCCUGUCACAUGGAAACCCCAAAUACCAAAACCAAAUCUACAAAGGUCUGAUUGCUCUAAUGACUUGUACCUCCCCUAUGGCCCAGCAGCUGGUCUUGCACACCUUACGCACUGUGCAGUCCAAAAUGAAAACAGCCCAUCACAGCAUUGUAGAGCCUCUGCUGAAUACGCUCAGGUCACCGCACCUGGAGGUUCAGGAUGAAGCUAUAAAUCUGAUCUCGGAGUUGAAGUGUUACGAUGUGAGGCCGCUGCUGCUCAGUGGACUGGUGGCUCUGCUGAGACCUACGAAAGAGGAAGUGAAACAGCACCAGAUUAUGGAAGGGUAUACAAUCCCAUCAGAGUGUGAGAUAAUCAAGAUGACUGAAUCUCUGCCUGUGUUUGUGCAACAAGCUGCUGCAGCCAAAACUAUACGCUUGUUGACUGAGGACAGCCAAGAGGUUUCUCAUGAGCUUCUCUCUCUUGGAGUGAUCCAACAUCUUCUGUACGCUAUGGGCAACAGAGAACACACUGAUGCUCAAAUACAAGCCAGUCUGGCUUUGAAGCACUUUGUCUGCUCAUACCCAGUUAUCGAGGAACGUGUGCAGAGGGGCAUUGGUGGCACACUGUUUGCAGCCUUUAUGCACCAUGGUGACACUUUGUACAUGAAUAUGGACGAAACACAAGCAGAAAUCCUGCUAACUAACAAGAUUAACAUAACUGAAGUUUUGGAUGGUGACACUAAAGGCUGACAAGAAGGACAAAUCCUUUUAAUAAUGCCGAUUGAAUAAACUAGAAAAAUGUAAAUACUGUUUGUAUUUUAAUAAAAGACAGUUUACUUC